Periophthalmus magnuspinnatus is the source of this 1288-nucleotide messenger RNA. RefSeq names its product inward rectifier potassium channel 16-like. Lineage: Eukaryota; Metazoa; Chordata; Actinopteri; Gobiiformes; Gobiidae. Gene Ontology annotation, cellular component: plasma membrane. Gene Ontology annotation, biological process: regulation of monoatomic ion transmembrane transport; potassium ion import across plasma membrane. The transcript has 2 exons. Bases 149 to 1288 code for a protein of 379 amino acids. The record is from RefSeq and is a predicted model, not a curated record. Gene Ontology annotation, molecular function: inward rectifier potassium channel activity.
CUUUGCCUAAGAAACAACCUGACUGAGUACACUUCACCUAUCUCAGUACCAUCGUCACACCUUUCUGAAAGAGAUCACAAGAAACAGACGGACAUAUGGGAUUUGGUGACACCUGACAAACUCAAUCAACACAAGGGAUGGUUCUGUUAUGAAGAUGCAGCCACUCAGAGAGGAAUCAGUGGUCAUUGAGACAUGCCACACCACAGUGCACUAUCUGGGCAAACUCCGAAAGAAGAAAAAGCCUUUGCGCUACAUGCUUAAGGAUGGCAGGUUCCCCGUAGACUUCCAUACAUCUCCCAGGGCCUGGUGUCCAUAUCUCACAGACAUUUUCACCACUUUGGUUGAGUGCCGCUGGAGGGGGAUGUUCCUGAUGUUUUUCUUGUCCUACAUCCUCUCUUGGCUGUUCUUUGGGCUCUGCUAUUGGCUCAUUGCUCAUGUGCAUGGAGAUGUCGACAAAGGAGAUGACGAUUUGUGCGUGUACAAUGUCCGUGGAUUCACUUCUGCGUUUCUGUUCUCAAUGGAGACCCAGGCUACAAUCGGCUACGGCUUUAGAGGCAUGUCCGAAAACUGCAUAGUGGCCAUUAUAGUGGUCACAAUACAGGAUGUGUUCAGCUGCCUCUUGGAUACCAUUAUCAUCGGUAUCAUAAUUGCAAAAAUGGCUUCCGCGCGCAAAAGAGCUCAGACUGUAGGUUUCAGCAGCUGUGCAGUGGUAAACUUAAGGAAUGGGGAGCUUUGUCUCUCAUGGCGGCUAGGAGACUUCAGAGGAAAUCACAUAGUGGAUGGAAUUGUUAAAGCACAAUUAGUUCGGCACGUUAGACAACCAAUGGCAGGGUCAUUGAGAAUGGUCUACCAGAACGUUGAGGUAGAGGAACGUGAGGUUGUCCUGGCUACUCCAGCAACUAUCAUUCAUAAAAUUGAUCAUAAUAGUCCACUUUAUACUUUGAGUCCAGAUGAACUCCAGGAGGAAGCGUUUGAAAUAGUGGUUUGCUUCACUUACACAGGUGAUUCCACUGGUAUGCUCCAUCAAACAAGGACGUCCUACACGCCUUUAGAUAUCCGCUGGGGGCAGAGGUUCCAGGAAAUGCUCAAACUAGGAAAAAAACAUUACAAAGUGGACUAUGCACGGUUCAAUGAGACGACAUGGGUCCCAGUGCCCAUGAUCAGUGCAGAGGACUAUGACAGAGGAAGGCCUUCUCUAAACAACCAAUCACAGCAUCAGCAAUUUAAAGCAAUGACAUGUUCAACCACUCCUGAUGUUAUUGAAGUUAUACAGCAGACCUUUUUAUAG